AUGGCCAGAUUUAAAUUUGGUAAGAAGAAAAGAGAUGAUCCCAAUGGAUCAAUGGAUGAAGAAUCAAACAAUCUGAUGAACCAAUCACCUAAAGUAUCAGAAGAAAUGGCCCAUAACAAUUUUAAUGGAUCACCACAAAUCAAACCAUCACCAGUUAAAUCUCAACAGAUCUUAUCAUCAAAUGAUUAUAAUGAAGGAGCUAAUGUUGGUAAUGGUUAUGACACCAAUGCUAACAUAGUAAAUGAAGGAACUCCUUGGGUUAAAUUCAAAUUAAGAAAUUCACCAUUUCCUCGUUAUAGACAUGCAGCAUCUAACAUUGCCAGUGAAAAGAAUGAAAUCUUUUUAAUGGGAGGUUUAAAAGAAGGUUCAGUGUUUGGUGAUACUUGGAGAAUUCAUCCAGUUUUAAAUGAUGAAGAUGAAAUUGAAGGAUAUUUCUCAGAAAAUGUUGUUAUCUCCAAUAAUAACAACCCUCCAGCAAGAGUUGGUCACUCAUCAGUUUUAAUUGGUAACGCUUUUAUUAUUUAUGGUGGUGAUACUGUUGAUACUGAUUUUAAUGGAUUCCCUGAUAAUAAUUUCUACUUAUUCAACAUUAACAAUAAUAAAUAUACCAUUCCAAGCCAUAUUUUAAAUAAACCUAACGGUAGAUAUGGUCAUACAAUUGGGGUGGUAUCAUUAAACAAUCAAAGUUCAAGAUUGUAUCUUUUCGGAGGACAAUUAGAAAAUGAUGUUUUCAAUGAUUUAUAUUAUUUUGAAUUGAAUACCUUUAAAUCACCAAAAGCUAGAUGGGAAUUGGUUGAACCAUUAAAUAAUUUUAGACCUCCACCAUUAACUAAUCACUCAAUGUCAAUCCAUAAGAAUAAGAUUUAUGUGUUUGGAGGGGUUUAUAAUAAUGAAAAAGUAUCAAAUGAUUUAUGGUGUUUUGAUAUCGGAAGUUCAAAAUGGAAUCAAAUUAAUACUACUGGUAAUAUUCCAUUACCAAUAAAUGAACAUUCAGCUUGUAUCAUUAAUGAUUGUUUAUAUGUUUAUGGAGGUAAUGAUUUUAGUGGUAUUAUUUACAAUUCCUUAUAUGUUUUGAAUUUACAUAGUUUAGUAUGGUCCAAAUUAACUACUGAAGGAGAAAUUGAUGGACCAGGUGCUAGAUGUGGUCAUUCCAUGACUUAUAUUCCAACAUUGAAUAAAUUAGUGAUUAUGGGUGGUGAUAAAAAUGAUUAUGUUAGUGAUGAUCCAAAUGAUUUCAAUACUUAUGAGACUAAAGAUUCUAAUCAGAAUUUAGAUACAAUGAUCUAUCAAUUAGACUUAAAUUCAGUUGAAGGAUUUUUAUCAUCUAAAUCAACAGUUAUUAAAUCUACUCAAAAGGCAUUGAAUGCAAGUUUAUCUAAUGCUAAUGUUAUUAAUUCUCAACCAGUUUCAAAUUCAAUGGUUGGUGGUGCAGUAGGUGGCAUUGUUGGUGGAGGUAUUGUUGGAGGAGCUAUCAAUGGUAUUAAUGGUACUAAAGAUAAUUUACAAAAAGAAGAUUUUCAACGUCAUGCUAGAAGUUUUUCAGCUGGACCUGAAGAUUUCAAAACUCCUCAAGCUUCACCUGAAAUCAAACCUCAAGAGGAAUUUGUUGAAGUUCCAUCAACUGCUCAAUCUGAAAAAGAUUUAACUACUGAAGAUGAAUUAGAUUCUCCUGUUAAGAACUUUAUACCUCAACAAAAUGGUAAAGCUAUGGAAGUCGAUAGAUUCAAUAAUAGUGCAACUCCAACUUUCCCUACAAGAGAAGAACCAAAGGUUGAAUCAAUUGAUACAGCACCAAUUUCAAAAGGUAGUUCUUCAAUUUCAAGAGGUGAAAAUGAAAAAGUUAAACAAUUAAUCACUGAAUUAACCACUCAAUUGAAUGAUUUGAAAAAAUCAACCAAAUUAGAAAUGCAAAAUGCUACUGAAAAGAUUCAUCAAUUGGAAUUAGAGAACCAAUCUUUAAGAUCAAAUGAUUUACAACAACAAAUCACUGAAAAAGAUGAAAUCAUUAAAGAUUUGAGACAACAAAUCGAUCCAAAUUUAUUAACCAUCAAAGAAGAUGAUGAAGUUAAUGAUAAACUGAUUAAUUCAUCAAUUAGUGAUUUGACUAGAUUCAAAUUAGAAAGAAUUAAUUUGAAUAAUAAAUUGAUUUAUUUGACCAAAGAAAAUCAUGAAUUGAAUUCCAAACUUACAAAUUUUGAACCUUUCAUGAAUAAUCAAAUAGGUGAAUUAUCUAAAUUCCAAAAGAUUAUCAAAGUUCAAGAAGAAAAGAUCACCAAAUUAACAAGUCAAGUUAAAAGUGAAGAAAGUUUAAGAAAAGAAGUUAAUGAAUGGAAAUCUAAAUAUGAUAAUUUAGAGAUUGAAUUUGAAAAUUUCAAAGCAUUUAAUGGAGAUGAUGAAAUUUCUGAUGAUGAAGAAAGUUUACAUGAUAUUACUGAUAAAUCAAUUAUAAGUAAUUCAACUACCAGAAAAUCUAAAAGAGAUUUAUCUAAUCAUUUGGAAAAUUUAGUUCAACUUUGGUCAAUUAAUCAAAAUAAAAUCGGUGAAACUAAAGAGAUUUCUAAAAAUGAUGCAGUUGAUCCAAUGGUUAUUGAAUUACAAAAACAAUUAGAUCAAUUAAUGAAAAUUAGUAAAGAACAAGAAAAUGCUUCAGCUUUAGAAAUUAAUAAUUUAAAGACUGAAUUGAAUCAAAGAUUACAAAAUUUGAAAACUUUUGAAGAAAAUUAUAAAGAUGCUUUACAAAGUGUUAAUAAUACAUCAAAAGCAUUAAAUUUAACUCAAGAUGAAUUGAAUAAUCAAAAACAAUUAAUGGAAAAAUUAGUUAAAGAGAAUAAUGAAUUGAAAUUAUUCAAAAAAGCUAGUAAAAGAGUCAGUACAAGACAACCAUUAUCAUCCCAACCAAGUGUUGAUAAUUUCAGUUUAUCUCAACCAAUUAAAGAAGAAGCUGAAAGUGAUUUUACUAAUGAAGAUGAAGACGAUGAUGAUGCUUCAAAUAUUGAAAAUGCUCAUUAUAAUAUGAAGAUUAAAGAUUUAGAAGCUGAUUUAUUCAUAUUGAAACAAGAAAGAGAUCAAUUGAAAGAUAAUAUGACUUCAUUACAAAAACAAUUAUAUUUAGCUCAAAAUAAUAUGUAG
This is a messenger RNA of Yamadazyma jaroonii, 3129 nucleotides long. NCBI's taxonomy places the organism in Eukaryota, Fungi, Ascomycota, Pichiomycetes, Serinales, Debaryomycetaceae. The record is from the annotation of a GenBank genome assembly.